AUGGAUUGGAAAUUCCUCCAGGAUCUUCUAAGUGGAGUCAACAAGUACUCCACUGCCUUCGGACGGAUAUGGCUAUCAGUAGUCUUCGUCUUCCGCGUGUUGGUUUUUGUGGUAGCUGCUGAGCGGGUCUGGAGUGAUGACCAGGGACACUUUGACUGCAACACCCGCCAGCCCGGUUGCACUAACAUCUGCUAUGAUCACUACUUCCCCAUCUCCCACAUCCGCCUCUGGGCUCUCCAGCUCAUCUUUGUCACCUGCCCCUCCUUCAUGGUGGUGCUUCACGUGGCCUACCGGCAAGAGCGGGAACGCAAGUACCGAGCUAAGCAUGGUGAGCACACUCAGCUGUAUGACAACCCGGGCCAAAAGCAUGGUGGUCUGUGGUGGACAUACCUGAUGAGCCUCUUCAUCAAGACCUUCUUUGAGAUCAUUUUUCUCUAUGUGCUGCACUACAUCUACGACAGCUUCAAGUUGCCCAGGAAGGUCCAAUGUGAUGUCAGUCCCUGUCCUAAUAUGGUGGACUGCUACAUAUCCAGACCCACUGAGAAGACCGUUUUCACCUACUUCAUGGUGGGAGCAUCUGUCUCGUGUGUGAUUCUCAACCUCUGUGAGAUUUUCUAUCUGAUUGCUGCCAGGAUGGUGAAUCUCAAACAACGAGGCAGCGUCCAGACCUCAUGUAGAAAGGUCCACCCCUAA
This is a messenger RNA of Plectropomus leopardus (leopard coralgrouper), 693 nucleotides long. RefSeq names its product gap junction beta-3 protein-like. The record is from RefSeq and is a predicted model, not a curated record. Gene Ontology annotation, molecular function: gap junction channel activity. Gene Ontology annotation, cellular component: connexin complex. Gene Ontology annotation, biological process: cell-cell signaling. NCBI's taxonomy places the organism in Eukaryota, Metazoa, Chordata, Actinopteri, Perciformes, Serranidae.